This is a messenger RNA of Pseudogymnoascus verrucosus, 357 nucleotides long. RefSeq lists its product as uncharacterized. The transcript has 2 exons. The record is from RefSeq and is a predicted model, not a curated record. Lineage: Eukaryota; Fungi; Ascomycota; Leotiomycetes; Thelebolales; Thelebolaceae. The coding region runs from base 1 to 357 and encodes 118 amino acids.
AUGAUAGAACGCCUCACUGUUGCAAUAGCGGCCACCCCUCCCAUGACUCUCAUGCUCUCCCAAAGUGCCCUCUUCAUAACCCUCUGGCUAACCGUCCGCCGCCACGUCUCCCUCCAUGGCCCCAUCCCCGGCGCCCGCACCCUCACCACAAUCAAUAGCUGGUUCUACCACGCCUCCAAGUUUUACGAAUAUGUCGACAUUCUCAACGUCCUCGCGUCUGGCGGAGAAAUCGACCUUCACUUCGGCGUCCACCAUCUCACAACUAUGUACAUGACCUACGCCCGCGUGCUGCACCACAGUGAGGGAUGGUGCGUCUUCGCGGCGCUGAAUACCGCACACCAUGUGCUCAUCUGCUAG